AGAAGAAGCGGAGAAAUGUGACCGUGAUGGGGCAGUUGGAAGAGGGAGGAAGCGGAUAGGGAAGAGAGAGAGAAAGAACAAAGCCCUCGCCAUCCCGAAGGCGGCCGGACUUGUUGGGCUGCGGGGGGAAACUUGCGGGGCUGCCGGAGCAGCAGACGGCUUUGUUUAAAAGGGCUUGGAAAAGAACCACCUAAUCCUGCCGCUCCCCUCCCAUGCUGAAGGGAAGGAGGGAUCCUGGGAGCCGGAGAGAGGGAACCGCUGAGGAUUGCGGCGGCCGGGAGCGCCCCAGUUCCCCGCCCGAGCUGGUGCUGGGUGUGGGCGGCCGCAGCCCGGGGUGGGGGGCGAUCCGGGCAGCCCCCGCUGCCCCGCACGCUCCGGGAUUUGCUGGGCGUUUCGAUCCAACAGCAAAACUAGCAAGAUUUCAAAGUGAAAUUCCGGAGGAAAUUUAAAGAGCAUCCGGAUCCGGAGAAAGAGAGAAAGAAAGAGGAAGGGAGAAAUAAAUCAGAACGUGGAGUGAAUCCCAGGCAGCUGAAGAAAGGACUGGAGAGAGAGAAGCUGACACCCGGCAGAGAUGGGGGAGCAGCCCAUCUUCAGCACCAGGGCCCAUGUUUUCCAGAUCGACCCUGCGACCAAACGCAACUGGAUCCCUGCCAGCAAACACGCCCUCACGGUCUCCUAUUUCUACGAUGCCACGCGCAGCGUCUACCGGAUCAUCAGCGUGGGGGGCACCAAGGCAAUCAUCAACAGCACUAUUACCCCCAACAUGACCUUCACAAAGACAUCCCAGAAGUUUGGGCAAUGGGCAGACAGCCGAGCCAACACAGUCUAUGGGCUGGGCUUUGCUUCAGAGCAACAUCUCUCCCAGUUUGCAGAGAAGUUCCAGGAAGUGAAAGAAGCAGCCCGUUUGGCAAGGGAGAAGUCCCAGGAUAAAACAGAGCUGACCAAUCCUGCCCUGAACAUCACCUCUCACCAGGUACUGCCCAGCCCCAUCAUCAGCUCCAAUGGGCCAGGGGAAGAUAAACUGUUCCGGAGCCAAAGUGCAGACGUUGAGGUAACGACUGAGAAGGAGCGGCUGAAGAAGAUGCUUUCAGAAGGCUCAGUUAGUGAGGUCCAGUGGGAGGCUGAAUUCUUCAGCCUCCAGGACAACAACAACAAGCUGGUGGCUGCCCUCCAUGAAGCCAAUGCCAACGUGGACCAGUGGAAGAAGCAGCUGGCUGCUUAUCAGGAGGAGACUGAGACGCUGCGGCAGCGGGUAGCAGAACUGGAGUCACAGGGGGCUCAUGAUUCCUCCAGUGAGAACAACAAGGAGGAGUUGAGCCAGACCCUGGAGGAGCUGGAACUACUGAUCAAGGCUAAAGAUGAGGAGAUUCAGAUGCUGAAGAGCCAGAAAUGUGGCCGGUGGGAAGCAGAGGGUGAGCGUGAGGAGACACUGCAGAAGCUGCAGGAGCUGGAGGCACGGAACGCCGAGCUGGAGCGGCGCCUUCACCUGGCUGAGCAGACACUGGCUGAGACUCUGGCUGAGAGGGAGAAGAUCCAGAACGAGGUCACCAAGGUGGCAGAGAUCAUGGAUGUGAAGAUAUUUGAGCUCAGUGAGAUCCGGCAAGGACUGGCCAAGCUGGUUGAGAGCAACUGAGCAGCAGCACGUUCAGAGGAGACACCUCCAGAGGAGGGGAGCCCGAGCUGGGACUGGUCACUGACAGCAGUAACUGUCAUGGAACAGCCUCGAGGUCUGUUUGGGCAGGAUAUGCCAACAUACCAGCAGCUGCCUGAACAGUGUGGAGACCAGCCACAGCCACUUACUGCCCACUGAAUACCCAGGCAGGGGCAAAGAGGACCUGAGCUCCUGAAUCCUCUACAGGGAGCAUCUAAAGUCACAGCCAGACCUCUCUGGACCCUGCCAUGGCUGUGGCAUAGUCCAGAGACAGCAGCUGUCCCUGUGCUGCCUCCCUGCUGUCACACUGUGUCUCCCACAUUUUUACAGUUUUCUAGGGGAAGAGGCUGAGCAGCCUUUGCAUUUUUUCAGUAGUUUUUUAGGAAACUUUUGCAAAUAAACUGCCUGUUUCCCCACUUAGGGAGGGAGAUGUUCUAGUACCCUGAGGGCAACAGCUGCUCCUUUUCCUCCUCCCCAGCCCUAAUUACAUCGUGUCUUUUUAACAGGAUCCAGUAACACUGGUCACUGUCAGGAGCUUCCAGAGGUAGCAGAGCCCCCACUGCAGAGAAGGGUGCUUGGCUGACCCUGUGUCCUUUCCACUGUUCAGUCACAUCCUCCAGAGGAGAAGGAACUGCAGGUUUUAAAGCUCUUAUUAACUUAACACAGUGGGAUUUAAUAACCUGUUAAAAAUUUAAGCUGAGAAGAGUAGAGGCUCGGUUGGGAAAGGGGCAUUUGAGAAAUGGGACAUCCCUGAGGGGAUGGCCAACAACUGCUAGAUUGGCAUCUCUCUGGCCUCUGAGGACUGCAGUUAAUUGAAAUUAAAUGGAGCAAAUCACAGUUGCUCUUGGUUUCUUUUUGUACUUCUAUUGGGAAGCAGUCCACAGAGGUGUCCUGCUCUGUGUGAGCUGAGCAGGCUUCCCUGGGAAGGGUGCAGGUCCCAGCCUGCCAUGAUUGGCCAGAUGAAACCAGAGCAGGAGGCAUUUGGAGCAUGCUGGGACUGGUGCCCUGUAUGGGAAGUUUGUGAGUUAUUGUAGGUGUUGCCUAGUCACAGGAACUGAGCAAGGCCUGAGGGAGACACUGAGGAAACCUGCAAAGCUGUGUGUCCCCCAUGGCCCCCACUGCCCCCCAUAGUGAUCCAGGAGCAUGCUAAGCCCUGUGCUGAGUGGCAGGACAGUGUCUGCCCAAAAAUAAUUACAACCUUACAGGAGUGUUGGUGGAUUUGGAUUUUCUUGUCAGGUUGUUUUUUUUUUUCUCUCUUUGCUGCUGUAAGCUGGGCAAAGCCAGCAGCCACCCUGGGGAUGUUUCCCAGGUCUGCAGAACCUCUGGUACUUACAGCACUGGCUGCCAAGUGCUGUCCUCUCCACACCAAACCUCAGCAGACCUGGGGAACAGCAGUGUGGCUCCCAGGGCCUGCCUCUCACCUGGUGACCACGAGAGGAACCCACAGCUUCCACACACUGCCUGCAAGUCAGGGCAGGAUGAGGUCUGGCACCUUGGAGAUCUGCUGGAGAACUGCUGGUGACUCUGUGCUGGAUUGUGUCUAGGCAAAGCCCUUCCCUUUCCCAGGGGUGAUGAACAAACAUCAUGAUUUCCAGACCUGCACAGCCAGGGAAGGGUUUUUCUGUUUGGGGGUUGGGUUUGGGUUUUUUUUUUGCUGGUUUUUACUACUUUCUUUUUUUUUUGUUUUGUUUUGCAUGAAGUGUUCUCACAACUGUAUGAGGCUGGAGCUGCUGUAGAAGUAUUUGUUUCAGGGUAUUAAGAAGGGAAGGAAGUAACUGGGUGGCAAAAAUUUCUAGGGACUUGUUUACCACCCCAUGCCAGUGUUCAUCUUUUAUUCCUACAGGAGCAGCCUUCUUUUGAAAUAGAGAUCAACUCCAAGAAA
This is a messenger RNA of Apus apus (common swift), 3533 nucleotides long. RefSeq names its product homer scaffold protein 3 (gene HOMER3). The record is from RefSeq and is a predicted model, not a curated record. The transcript is spliced from 9 exons. Gene Ontology annotation, cellular component: plasma membrane; cytoplasm; dendrite. The coding region runs from base 572 to 1633 and encodes 353 amino acids. Lineage: Eukaryota; Metazoa; Chordata; Aves; Apodiformes; Apodidae. Gene Ontology annotation, molecular function: G protein-coupled glutamate receptor binding. Gene Ontology annotation, biological process: G protein-coupled glutamate receptor signaling pathway; regulation of store-operated calcium entry.